Messenger RNA from Oncorhynchus kisutch (coho salmon), 4341 nucleotides. RefSeq names its product homeobox protein Nkx-2.3. The record is from RefSeq and is a predicted model, not a curated record. Gene Ontology annotation, cellular component: nucleus. Gene Ontology annotation, biological process: cell differentiation; regulation of transcription by RNA polymerase II. The transcript has 3 exons. Gene Ontology annotation, molecular function: RNA polymerase II cis-regulatory region sequence-specific DNA binding; DNA-binding transcription factor activity, RNA polymerase II-specific. The coding region runs from base 2467 to 3573 and encodes 368 amino acids. Lineage: Eukaryota; Metazoa; Chordata; Actinopteri; Salmoniformes; Salmonidae.
ACAAAUGAAAUAUAUCGAAGAAACAUUGUUUGAAACAGCAGAGACCAAAGGCCGGCGACGGGCUAUUGUUCUUCCAUUUUGAUUUAUCGUAAUACUUUAACACUUAGAACAAGGCGGCAACAUACUUUAAUACCUGCAAUUAAACAUAUCAAAGAGUUCGGAUAUAUAUUAGGCCUUGGUUUAUGUGAUACAUAUCGCCAUAAAAGCAGCCUCAGCAUCCAGAGAGAGAGACUUGGCGAGGUUCGGUGUCCCCUUGUGCUCAUGUUUGGAUCACGGCCCGGCGCGGAGGAAAGAGACGUCAUGUGGCGUAAUAAGAACAGCCUCUGUUCGUCAGGACAUGGACUCUACAAGGUGUCGAAAACGUUCAACCGGGAUGCUGGCCCAUGUUGACUCCAAUGCUUCCCACAGUUGCGUCAAGUCGUCUGGAUCUCCUUUGGGUGGUGGACCAUUCUUUAUACACACGGGAAACGUUUGAGCUUGAAACACCCAGAAGAGUUGCAGUUAUUGAAACACUCACACCGGUGCACCUACUACCCUACCCCGUCCAAAGGUACUUCAAUAUUUUGUAUUGCCCACUGAAUGGCACACACACACACACACUCCAUGUUUCAAUUGUCUCAAACAUUAAAAAUCCUCCUUUAUUAACGGGUCUUCUCCCCUUUCAUCUGUCUGGUACCGUGUGGCUCAGUUGGUAGAGCAUGGCGUUUACCACGCCAAGGUAGUGUGUUCGAUUCCCACGGGGAACAGUAGGAGAAGAUAAACAAAAAUGUAUCCUCUCAACAGUGUAAGUCACGCUGGAUGUGAGUGCCAGUUAAAUGACCAAUACAUAAACAUUGAAGUGGAUUUAACAGUGGCUAUCAAUAAGGGAUCAUGGCCAUGCUGCUGCUCCAGUUUCAACUUCCACCUGACUGUGCUGCUGCUCCAGUUUCAACUGUUCUGCCUUAUUAUUAUUCGACCAUGCUGGUCAUUUAUGAACAUUUGAACAUCUUGGCCAUGUUCUGUUAUAUUCUCCACCCCGCACAGCCAGAAGAGGACUGGCCACCCCACAUAGCCUGGUUUCUUCCUAGGUAUUGGCCUUUCUAGGGAGUUUUUCCUAGCCACCGUGCUUCUACACCUGCAUUGCUUGCUGUUUGGGGUUUUAGGCUGGGUUUCUGUACAGCACUUUGAGAUAUCAGCUGAUGUACGAAGGGCUAUAUAAAUUAAUUUGAUUUGAUUUGAUCAUAGCUUUCAACUGGUCAGUCUGGAGAGCUUCUACUCCUAUUGUUUUGUACACUCAGCGUAGAGCCACAUUUCAUUUCAACAAACAGUACAAGAUACAUAGACCUAUACAACCGUACAGGCCUACUCUGUGGGCCGGUACCCCGCAAAAAGAUUAAGCCCUAGACUAAAACGCAUGUUCAAUGGAGAUUCUCUAUAGAAAGUGUUCGAGUCCAAUAUCUCUGUGUCCGGGAAACCGGCAUGUCUCUAUGGAAUAUGUUGGCGUAGCAGAGGCCGGACACUUGACCUUCACGCAGUGACAGGCAUAUAGCUCGGCGUUUUCUCUUCCUGCUUUUGCUCGAUAGCCUGUACAGAUUUCUCACUCGCGUCCCCAAGACAUAUGGCACAUCCACAACCUGUCAUUGACGCACUCCGACACAAUAUGUAGAUGAAGUUGACAAGCUCACAAACAGGGAAAUUACUUUAUGUUCCGUAUUUCAUUGUCACAGCGCAUGAUCAGCUGGGUUUAAUUUCCUCGUUUUCGCCAUGCGUAAAAGUCAUAUUUGAAUUCCAGUUGAUGGCCUAUUUUGAAAUAUAUGUAUAUUUUUUUGUCACUGUGUAUGCUAUUUCAUGUGCUCCUGGAAAGAGGGAGCAUGCAUACGCGUUUGGUGAGAGUUUUCUGUCUCUCCGUCGUUCUCAAAUGAAAUUCCGGACCAAGUUAUCUUAACAAAUCAUUCAAAACACAAGAAUAAGAAUAACACUGAUAAAUGCGUAAAUUAAUGGGCAACCUAUAUGCCUAUAGCGUAGAAAAUGUAGGGAGGGUAUUAUAUAUAGUGAGGGGGUGUACAAUGGAGGCGGGUCACCCUCUUCAAUACCUCCGCUCUUCUCCCCUCCCAACGCGUCCAAAUACUUAGCUCGCUCGCGCACUGGCUCCUCUCACCACCUUCCCUUUCUUUCUGUUUCGUACAUCCCGCCCCAGACCCAGACCCAGUGACAUCACGGGAAGAGACAAGGGGCUUCGCCCAGCCCUGCUCCCAUCUCCAGUUACAAAAACACACAGGAACUCAAUUGUCAAAAGAUCGCACCGCACGGCUGGUUUGUCUAUAACCUAUGGAGAACCAGGCCACACUUAUAGGACUAAACCUUUAACCAAACCUUUGUUUCUAUUCAUCAGGGGAUGAGUUGGGAUAUCCAGCCGUUUAGCGCGUGCAUCUCCGAUUACAGAGCCUCUAAAUCAAGUAUUAUUUAAAACGGGCGAUAUAGUAUCAUAUGUUACUCAGCGGGUUCCAUUUCCUUGAUGCGCGCGAGCAGGACCUCGAUGGCAUGAUGCUCCCGAGCCCGCUCACUUCCACGCCGUUCUCAGUCAAGGAUAUUCUGAAACUCGAACAGCUAGAGCAGCAGCAGCAGAGGCAGCGAUCUCAACAGCACCAAUCUCGACAUCUGGACCCGCUACAGAUCCAACACCUGUCCCACAUCCAACAACACUUUGUACACCCGGACUCGACCCAGCAACAGCAGACCCAGUCCCAGCACUUCCAGGCGCCACCGUCCUGUAUGCUUGCUUCAGCGGUCGAGAGCCCUCCGUUCUCGGACGGGGAAGACAACAUGGCUUACCUGAGUUCUCUGGCGGCCCAGGACGGGCAUGGAGAGGCCAGUCUGUCCCCGGAGAUGUUCGUCCAUCCCGGGAUGGGUCACCUGAUCGACCCGAAGCUGGAGGUAGACCUGGAGGAUCAGGAAAACAAGAGCUGUUGCGUGGUGUCCAAGCCGCUGGAGGGUGAGGACAGCGGCCAGGGGGACUCGGAUCGGCCGGCCAAGCAGAGAACCAGACGGAAACCCCGGGUCCUCUUCUCCCAAGCCCAGGUGUUCGAGUUAGAGCGACGCUUCAAGCAGCAGCGGUACCUGUCCGCUCCUGAACGAGAACACCUGGCGAGCACUCUCAAACUCACCUCCACGCAGGUCAAAAUCUGGUUCCAGAACCGACGGUACAAGUGUAAGCGGCAGCGGCAGGACAAGUCCCUGGAGCUGGCAGGACACCACCACCCUCCCCCGCCAAGACGAGUCGCGGUGCCGGUCCUGGUCCGGGAUGGGAAGCCCUGUCUGGGCGGGACUCAGAACUACAAUGCUCCGUACGGGUCGAACCCCUAUAGUUACAACGGAUACCCGGCCUACACGUACAACAACCCGGCAUACAACAGCAAUUACAGCUGUACUUACACCAGUAUCCCUACUCUCCCCCCAACCACCACGGCUAACCCCUUCAUGGCCAUGAACUUGGGGAACAUUGGGGGGCUUAGCGCCUCUCCACAGCCCCAAACGCACCAAGGGACAGCGGUCACGACAUGUCAGGGCUCACUGCAAGGGAUCCGGGCCUGGUAGCCCCUCUCCGGUUACACCUUGGAUAAAACCAGAGCAUUGUUUUACACCCACACCGGUGACAUUAAUCGAAUCCUCUCAUGCCGUUUUUUAAAGGGUUCUUCCCCUUUUUAAAAUAAAGGGAGUUAUUUCUCUGCAGUAUUUCGGAAACAGUGUUGUUUUUAUGUAGUUAUUUGCCUUCGUGUCUGCCUGGUGGGGUGGCUGUCGUUGGAUUAAGACUGAAAAGGUGCAAAUUCAACAUGUUUACUCCACUCUCGGUGACGGUCAUCAGAAAGAAGCUGUGCGUAACGGUUGAAAUGGAUUUAUGACCAACAAUGGUCGCAUUUUAUUUGAAUGACAAAACUAUCCAGUUAACGUUGGAUAUAUAGGAUAGGCCUAGUCACGAGACUAGACGUUUGAUAAUUGUGAUAUACGGACUAAGGGUGGUCUAGUUACUUGUAAGCAUGUGUUUAAAAGGAUGUCUGGAUUAUUCAACACUGAUGGCCCAUAAGUGAAGUUCCCAAUCUACUGUUCUCAAGGAUUUGCUUGAUAUUUCUAAUGUUUCUUUAGCCACGAUGACAUGAGAAGUGAGAGAGAGUGUUUGAUUGUUUUCAAGCUUAUGUAAUUCAUUGACAUUUAUUUGAUUAAUUCCAUUUUCUCAUUUAAAAAAGUCCUGGAAUGGCAGAAAUUGAAAUGGAAUCCAACCUUGGGCUCUGAACACAACUAACACAAUUUUAUAAAAUCUCAUAACUUGCUUUCGAAAACGAAUAAAUUCCAUAUUUUGCUACUUUG